Messenger RNA from Cylicocyclus nassatus, 4761 nucleotides. The record is from the annotation of a GenBank genome assembly. NCBI's taxonomy places the organism in Eukaryota, Metazoa, Nematoda, Chromadorea, Rhabditida, Strongylidae.
AUGCUAGGUGCCAGUAGUAGUGAAGAUGAUGAUGACGAAUUUGUAAACGAAGAGCCUGAGGUGACCUACUCUACCAAGAAGCGUUCAUUACUCGGGCAACUGUCUCCACGUUCGGCAUCGCCAGCCCCGUCCGAUUCCGUCAGUCAAACGAAUUCAUUGAAACGAAACAAUAGCAAUAGCACAUAUCGGCGGAAGGAUUCAAGCCACAGCCAAACACCUGCCCGAUCGGCUCGUACAAUAUCUACCGUGUCGCGACCGGUACUGCAAUCGUCGCAGGACAUAUCGGACAACGACUAUGAAGAAGAUGCACCUACACAUUUGGCCACCGAUGAGCCAGCCCUCAGCAAAGAAGAACAGGAACGAAUACGGGCCGAAAAAGAAGAAGAAGAACAUAAGAAAAAUCUACAAAUGUAUGUGUUUGUAGCACGAUGUAUAGCUUAUCAUUUCAAUGCCAAACAACCUACGGAUAUGGCUCGACGGCAAGUGAAAGUCACCAAGCAAGAUUUGUCACGCAUUAAGGACAGGUUUCAAGCCUUCCUCAAAGGGGAGACAAAUAUACCGACCGAUGAAGCUUUCGCAAAAGCCAUGCAUAGUUAUUGUGAGGUUUUUCUCAAAUCAGAACGGGUACAAAAAGUCGUCGCUGCCGGUGGCUUUUCAAUGCAUGACUUCCGGGAGGUGUUUCGGUGUAACGUUGAAAAACGAAUUCGCUCGUUACCGGAUAUCGAGGGUUUAUCGAAGGAAACGGUAUUGAACUCAUGGAUGGCCAAGUUUGACACCAUCACCAAAGGAGAUGAGGAGCAACAAGGCAGAACUGCAAGGGGUCGCGCCCGAAAUGCGCCUAAUCAGCCGAACGCUGACAUUAUCCUUGGCAAGGAACAACUCUACGAUAUGUUCCAACAAGUGUUAGGAGUAAAGAAGUUCGAGCAUCAAAUUAUCUUCAAUGCUUUACAGCUCGAUAAUCCUGAUGAACAAGCCGCGGCAAUCAGACGAGAAGUUGCAACUAGGGAAGACGCUUGCAAGGAUCUCCAGAAGAUGCGGAAAAUCAUGCCAAAAUUCGUUGUGAAAGACAUGGAGACGUUGUUUUUGGAUGAAGUUCGACAGUCGAUCAACUUACUUAUCUCUAACCUGGAAUCGGUGCCGGUAACGCCGCGAGGGCAAGCUAUGGGUAAACGGAAAGACAAGUCUCGAUCGCGAAGCAUAGAGGAUCUAUCGCUGUUCAACAGUCUCAAGAGGAGAACUAGUUCGGGUUCGCUGAAUAAAAAUGAUAGCGACGACGGAGAGGUGACCUUGACGAAGAGCGAUGUUGUGCUUACAUUCAACAUAGAGGUUGUUGUAAUGGAAGUACAAGGAUUGAAAGCCAUAGCUCCCAAUAGAAUAGUUUAUUGUACCAUGGAAGUGGAUGGACAUAAAUUGCAAACGGAUCAUGCCGAAGCUCAAAGACCAUCAUGGGAUACACAAGGAGAUUUCUCUACGAAGAAUCCGUUACCUGUCGUCAAGGUCAAGUUGUACUCUGAGGUGAAAAGCAUCGUCGCCUUCGAAGAUAAAGAACUUGGAAAGGUGAUUAUCCAACCUACGCCCAACUGCUCGCGGUCACCGGAAUGGUAUACGAUGACUGUCCCUAAAAACAGUGCCGAUCAGAACUUGAAAAUCAGGAUAACAAUACGGGUAGAAAAGCCACCCAAUCUCAAAUACUGUGGAUACUGUUACUGUAUUGGUCGGCAGGCGUGGAAGAAGUGGAAGCGAAGAUUUUUUUGCUUGGUUCAAGUGUCUCAAUAUGCAUUUGCGGUCUGUAGUUUCCGGCAAAAGAAGUCGGAUCCAACCGAAUUCGUCCAACUUGACGGUUUCACCAUUGAUUACAUGCCUGAGCCGGAUCAAGAUCUCGCUGCUCAAGGUGGCAAGCAUUUUUUCACAGCCAUCAAGGAAGGUGAUGAAUUGAAGUUUGCGACGGACGAUGAGAAUGAACGGCAUUUGUGGGUUCAGGCCUUGUAUCGCGCAACAGGACAAGCUUACAAACCAGUUCCACCUAAACAAUCCACUGUAGCUCCAAAAGCUCAGGGAUUCCAAGAUAAAGCUAGCAAACAUGGUUUGGAUGAUAUCAUCCAGGCAGAUCCCAUAAGCUUCAAUCAUGACCACAUAUUUGCGGACAUCCAACGGCAAGCUUUGAAUUUCCGGAUGAACGAACCCAUAUGUUCUUUGGGGUGGUUUUCGCCUGGACAAGUUUUUGUUCUGGACGAGUACUGCGCUCGGUAUAUGGUCCGCGGAUGUUAUCGACAUGUCACACUGCUCUCUAAUCUUCUUGACAAAGCAGAUCAGGGACAGUUAAUUGACCCUACGCUCAUCCACUACUCAUUUGCGUUUUGCGCCAGUCAUGUGCACGGUAACAGGCCAGAUGGUGUUGGUACAGUAACUCUCGAAGAGAAGGAGAAGUUUCAAGAAAUCAAGGAACGAUUACGGGUAUUGUUGGAAAAGCAAAUUACUAAUUUCCGGUAUUGCUUUCCAUUUGGUCGUCCUGAAGGUGCUUUGAAAGGAACUCUCUCACUUUUGGAAAGGGUGCUUAUGAAAGACGUUGUAUCUCCGGUACCACCUGAAGAAGUUCGUGCAGUUAUACGAAAAUGUCUUGAGGAUGCAGCUUUGGUCAACUAUACGCGGAUCUGCAAUGAAGCAAAGAUUGAACAACGAAUGGGUGUUGAUGUGAGCCCUCAACAACGAAUUGAGGAUAUGAUGCGAGUCACGGAGUACUGUAUCGAUCUGCUCAAAGAAAAUGAAGAACACCACGGGGAGGCUUUUGCUUGGUUUUCCGAUCUAUUAGCCGAUCAUUCGGAAAUCUUCUGGUCACUGUACUCUGUCGAUCUCGACUCAGCAAUGGAAAUUCAACCACCGGAUUCUUGGGAUGCUUUUCCGUUGUUUCAAACACUCAAUGACUUCUUGCUCAGUGAGAAAUCCCUUAAUGGCGGCAUAUUCCACAAAAAGCUCACAAGCCAAUUCCAACCAUUGGUCGUGCGGUACACCGAUUUGAUGGAACACUCGAUAUCACAGUCGAUAGACAAGGGCUUUUCGAAGGAAAAGUGGGAGCCGAGAAAAGAAGGAUGUGCAACAUCAGAAGACAUAUACUGGAAAUUGGAUGCUCUACAAACAUUCGUGAGCGAUUUAAACUGGCCCGAAGAAGAAUUCCGUAAAUAUCUGAACGUCCGCAUGAAGACUCUGACUUCCGAUAUGAUCUCCAAAGUUGCCAGCAGUACUUACCAACAAUUUGAUGCUUGGAUGCAAAGGGCACGAAAAUCGACAGAUUACAUUUUGCCAUCUGAGGUGUGCGUGAUGAUCAAUGUCCUAUUCAGCUCGAAGACUAGAGCGACAAGAACAGCUGUAGAUGGAGGAGAGUAUCAAUCAAAGUUGGAUGAAACAUUGGACACGAUGCUUUCUGACAUGGAGACGUGCAUACAAGACAAGUUGAUUGGUGUUUUGGAAUUUGUGCUUGGAAAACUCGCUCGCUACGAUGAAGGGAAUCCAAUCGGUGCACUACUUAGCAUGGCGCCUAAACCCACCUCUAUAUUCAACAAGAUGAAGAAUAUGGUGGGAGAACAAGGUAUACAUAUGGGUGGUAACGCUGCUGCCACACCGACUACACCGCAAAAUCAGAAGGCCCCGGUAUCCCAACAACAAUCCACUGGACAUUUCGGAAAUUCAUACGUAACGUUCAUGCGUGGUUGCACAGAGCAACUGAGGCAAAUCGUUAGCGAUGAAGUUUGGGUGAACACCUUGUUCGAGAGAUGGUAUGCUAAUCAAAUGAAGAUGAUCAGCGAGUGGUUGACGGAGCGGCUGCAGCAAUCACUCAGCCCUUACCAGUUCACGUGCCUGAAUUUUAUCGUCAAGAAAGUGUACAGCGAUUUCGAACUUCAAGGAAUUGAUGAGGAGAAAUUAAAUGAUAAAAUGUACCAGGCAAUCAGCCGGAGAAUGCAGCUUGAAGAAGCGAAUGUUGCACUUCACGAGCAGAGCAAUGGACAUGCUCAAUCAGUAUUCCCUUCCUCUCUGGGUAAUGCCACCGCAGCUGUCUCAAAUGUCUCCAGUAUGGUUGAAGGGGCCGGUGCAAAAGUCUUCUCCUUUUUCAAGUAAAGUGCAUACCUCUUUCAUCUUCUUAUUAACAGAGAGAUCUCUUUAGUCCAGUCAUUCCUUAUAGUCUUCUUACUUUGACUUUAUUGUAUGCUACCUUCACUUUGCAGUGCAUCUUCGCAAUAUUUUCCAUGUAGAUUCUCACGAGUGAUCUUGCAUUGUAUUCCUUUCUUAUUAAUGUACUCAGUCUUUCCAAAUGCUUCCCGAGUUGUGCAUUACUAGUAUUACGUGAUGUGUGUUUGAAUGCUAUACGGUUAUAUUGGCCAGCUUUUGUGAAAAAUUCGUUUUGUUUCUCAUUGAAAGCAAGAAAAAAGAACUUUUCACAAAACAAGCUCCAUUUUCUCUGCACCUCUGACCCUGAUGUAAAUGGAGCCUCUGCCUUAGUUUCGCUUCAUAGUAUGUGAUCGGUGAGGGUGCGAUCACACACAAAAUAGGCGAUUCGCUUCAUUGUUUCUCGGAUUUGCUGCAGGACUUAUUUUGUGAGUUAUCGCCUCUGUUUUAGUUGUCAUUCCAAUAGUAAUAAUGUUCCAAUUACUUCUCUAUACUUGCUUGAAGCAUGUUGUUCACUUAAUUCGUUGAUAUUUAACAUGUAAGCUUGCCUUUGCCAUAUGAUAUGGAACCAAAGUUAUAUAGUAUAUCUUUCCAAAAGUAAAC